Messenger RNA from Sesamum indicum (sesame), 1866 nucleotides. It is a transcript of the gene AXR4, whose product is annotated as alpha/beta-Hydrolases superfamily protein. Lineage: Eukaryota; Viridiplantae; Streptophyta; Magnoliopsida; Lamiales; Pedaliaceae. The record is from RefSeq and is a predicted model, not a curated record.
ACUAAAACUGAAUCUUGACUAGUGUGUCGAGAAGAUCCCUCUUUUCUGUCGGCCUGACUCCUGAGACACUUUGCCCCAAUUCACAUUCGACCAAGGCCUCUGUCCUUGCCAGCCAGUUGCCGGCGUUCCAGGGUCCUUCAACCACCGCCGAAAUGGCAAUCAUAACCGAAGAACCAGAUUCCCCAGAGCCACCACUCCGCAAACGCAGACCAGAACCCAAGUCUAAGCCCACCUCAUCACCAUCACAACCGGCAUCCACCUCUACUUACACCAAAUCCGCCGACCCCACCACAAACCCAUUUCAUUUCUGGUUCUGCUUCACUCUCGUUGUCUCUCUCGUCACCCUCUUCUGCCUUCUUCUCACUUCUCUAUCCCCAAAAGACCCCAAGACUUGGUUCCUCAGUCUUCCCCCCACUCUGCGCAACCACUACUCCAACGGCCGCACCAUCAAGGUCCAAACAGCCCCUAAUCACCCACAAGUUGAAGUCUUUUCCAUUCAACAAGGGCCCACUAACUCGGACAGCCGUGUUCUGAUUGUACAUGGCAUAGGUUGCAGUUCUUUUGCUUUUCAAGAUGUUGUUAAGUUUUUAGGCCGAAAAGAUGUCCACGCCGUGGCCAUUGAUCUUCCUGGAUCCGGGUUUUCAGAUAAGUCUAUUGCGGUGGUAGAAGAGAAUGUGGGUGGGUAUGGCUUCUUCGGCGGAGUAUGGGAGGUUUACGAAGAGAUUAAAGAAAAGGGUCUAUUUUGGGGGUUUGAUCAGCUUGUUGAACAAGGGUAUGUAAAUUUUGAGGAGAAUAAGGUGCGUGUUUCAAAGAAAGAGAGCAUUAAGGCCAUUGAGUUGGGUAGUGAAGAAAUGGGAAGAGUGCUGGCGCAAGUGGUGGACUCAAUGGGACUGGCACCCGUGGAUUUGGUUUUGCAUGAUUCUGCAUUGGGGUUAAGUGCCAACUGGAUUUCGAAAAAUCGAGACUUGAUCAGGAGUGUGAUGAUUCUUGAUGGUGCGCCUAGUGGGACUGCAUUGCCAGCUUGGGUGCUGGAAGUGCCUGUGGUGAGGGAAGUUCUGUUGGGGUUCAGGUUUGUGUUUGAAAGAGUUGUUGCAACCUGUUGUAUGACAUCAGUUGGUGGACUAGAGGCUGAGGCGCAUAGGAUUCUGUUGAAGGGUAGGGAUGGAGGAAAGGCAGUUGCUGGGAUGUUGAAGAAGCUGAAUUUUAGUUUUGAUUUGUCUGAAUGGAGCAGUCUAGAUGGUGUUAAAGGCCUGCCCAUCCAAGUAAUAUGGUCUGGUGGAUGGUCUGAUAAGUGGACUACUGAGGGCCGCCAAAUUGCUGGUGCACUUCCGCAGGCAACACUUGUCAAUCAUUCUGGUGGGAGAUGGAUUCAGAAAGAUAAUGCUGAGGAGGUAGCGCAAAGUAUUCAUGAGUUCGUUUCAUCUUUACCAAAAUCUACUCGACAAGUUGUGGAAGAGCCUAUAUCUGAACAUUCCCAGAAGACGUUUAGUGAAGCACAAGGCAGUAACCAUCACUACCAUCACCACGACCAUGACCACCACCAUGAUGUUCAUGGUCAUAGUCAUGGUCAUGCUGGAUACAUGGAUGCAUACGGACUCGGGCACGGGUGGGCCAUGUGAUUUCAUUUUAUCCUUCUCAAAACAUGGAGUAAGAGAUUGUAUCACUCUCAUGCUACUAUUUUUCGGCAGUGGUUGGAUCAUCGCAUUACCCUCACGAAAAUAUACAAAUAACUGCUUGUUCGAUAUUUGUUGCUGUAGAGAAACGUCUUCUCUGAGCCAAAAUGCGUGUAAUUUUUUUCUGAUGAUGUAUUACAUGUAUUUGGCAGAUUUUUAUAAUUUUAUCUACAGAGUCGCAACUUGCUGGAAA